Yamadazyma tenuis ATCC 10573 is the source of this 900-nucleotide messenger RNA. RefSeq lists its product as uncharacterized. NCBI's taxonomy places the organism in Eukaryota, Fungi, Ascomycota, Pichiomycetes, Serinales, Debaryomycetaceae. The record is from RefSeq and is a predicted model, not a curated record. Gene Ontology annotation, molecular function: acetylpyruvate hydrolase activity.
AUGACAAUUGAACUGGCCCAAUUCAAGAGACUAAUUAGAUUUGUUUCAUCCGAUGGAAAUACUUACUUUGGUGAUGCUAUUUUACCCGAAGGUUCAAUAGACGUUUACCAAUGUAAAACUGCUUUCAAGAUCAAUGGAGACAUCUUUGGAGAUUACCAAUUGACCGAAGAAAUUUUGACUGUAACUAAAUUGUUAAGUCCUCUUGCUGCUGAGCAAGUGCCCGCAAUUAGAUGCGUCGGAAUGAACUAUAUUAAGCAUGCUAUUGAAUUAAAGAUGCAAAUCCCAAAGUAUCCAGUGGUUUUCUUCAAGCCCACUUCAGCUAUUGUUGGGCCCGAAGAUCCCAUUUUAGUUCCGUCCGCUUGUCAGAUUCAUGGAGCAAAAAUCGACUACGAAGUGGAAAUGGUGAUAGUUAUCGGUAAAACUGGAAGAGAUAUUGAAGAAAAAGAUGCACAAGAUUAUAUCUUGGGAUAUACCAUUGGAAAUGACGUUAGUCAAAGAACAUGGCAAAUGGAUAGAGGUGGUACCCAAUUUGGGGUGGGUAAAAUGUUUGAUACGUUUGCUCCAAUUGGACCAGCAAUCAUUUCGAAACAUGAAUUGACAGACACUUCGAACUUAAGGAUUUACUCUCAAGUCAAUGGUGAACAAAGACAGGACUCUAACACUCAGGACAUGAUCUUUGAUGUCAAUAAAGUUGUUUCCUUCAUGUCAAUGGGCACAACAUUAAAACCCGGUGAUAUCAUUUUCACCGGAACCCCAUCUGGUGUGGCAGUGGGACUUGAACACACUCCUUACCUUGUUGAUGGAGAUGAAAUCUUCUUUCACAUUGACCAAAUUGGAAACUUGAAAACUAAAGUUGAGUUUGAAAAACCAAAUCAAAAGAUUCUUGAAUAUUAUACUUAG